Acanthosepion pharaonis is the source of this 1347-nucleotide messenger RNA. The record is from the annotation of a GenBank genome assembly. Lineage: Eukaryota; Metazoa; Mollusca; Cephalopoda; Sepiida; Sepiidae.
AUGAGGGUUCACGGAUAUUUAAGUAAUAACAAAAACGCACAGCUGAGGAAACAAAAAAGGAAAAAGUCUACCAACAAAAGACAAAAACAAAAAGAAGCAGCAAAGAAAGAACGAUUGGCCAAUAUUGAUUAUUUAGAAUUUAUGAGCAAUGAGCAGAUUAAAAAAUUUACGUAUAUAUUAAUUUCCCUUUUUUUCUUCCUUUUUAUUCCUUUUUAUUUUUUCUUCUUCCUCCUCUUUCCUCCCCCUUCUGCCUCCCUCCUCUUCAUUUCUUCUUCUUUCUCCUCCUCUUUCCUCCCCCUUCUGGCUCCCUCCUCUUCCUUUCUUCUUCUUUCUCCCCCUCUUCCUUUCUUCUUCUUUCUCCCCUCUUCCUUUCUUCUUCUUUCCUUCCUUUCUUCUUCUUUCUCCCCCUCUUCCUUUCUUCUUCUUUCUCCCCCUCUUCCUUUCUUCUUCUUUCUCCCCCUCUUCCUUUCUUCUUCUUUCUCCCCCUCUUCCUUUCUUCUUCUUCUUUCUCCCCCUCUUCCUUUCUUCUUCUUCUUUCUCCCCCUCUUCCUUUCUUCUUCUUCUUUCUCCUCCUCUUCCUUUCUUUUCUUCUUUCUCCUCCUCUUCCUUUCUUUUCUUCUUUCUCCUCCUCUUCCUUUCUUUUCUUCUUUCUCCUCCUCUUCCUUUCUUUUCUUCUUCCCUCCUCUUCCUUUCUUUUCUUCUUUCUCCUCCUCUUCCUUUCUUUUUCUUCUUUCUCCUCCUCUUCCUUUCUUUUUCUUCUUUCCUCUUCCUUUCUUUUCUUCUUUCUUUUCUUCUUUUCUUUUCCUCUUUCCCUUUCUUUUUCUUUUCUUCUUUCUCCUCCUCUUCCUUUCUUUUUCUUCUUUCUCCUCCUCUUCCUUUCUUUUUCUUCUUUCUCCUCCUCUUCCUUUCUUUUUCUUCUUUCUCCUCCUCUUCCUUUCUUUUUCUUCUUUCUCCUCCUCUUCCUUUCUUUUCUUCUUUUUCUCCUCCUCUUCCUUUCUUUUCUUCUCCCCCUCUCCCUUUCUUUUCUUCUUUCUCCCCCUCUCCCUUUCUUCUUCUUCUUCUUUCUUUCUCCUCUCCUUUUCUUCUUCUUCUUUUUCUUUCCCUCCCUUCUUCUUCUUCUUCUUUCUUUCUCCUCUCCCUUUCUUCUUCUUCUUCUUUCUUUCUCCUCUCCCUUUCUUCUUCUUUCUUUCUCCUCUCCCUUUCUUCUUCUUUCUUUCUCCUCUCCCUUUCUUCUUCUUUCUUUCUCCUCUCCCUUUCUUCUUCUUCUUCUUUCUUCUUUCUUCUUAUUCUUAUUCUUAUUCUUCUUCUUCUUCUUCUUUCUUUCUCCUCCUUUCUUUCUUGAAUUGA